AUGGACAAGAUUGGAAAGCCCCCCGUUCUCAACAGCAAAGACGGCUUCGAGGUAGAAGAGCAGCAGCCCGACGAUGUCCGGGGCCUCCAGGCGUACCACGACUGGUUCUACCAGUACGUCAUGCCUCCCGAUCAGGAUGGAUACUCGCACGCCAUCAUGGCCUUGCCCUGGACGACCGGCGAGCCAGUAUAUCGCGAUACGCACAAGACGGGGCUGCCGCACGCUAGUCUCCCAGUUGGCAGCAUCCCCUACAUCUCCAGGGACACGGGAAAGGAGGAGCGGCGACCGGCUGCGCUGGGACUCGUGAGCGCCGAGGGUAGUGAUGUUAUGCUCACUGAUUUGUCAGCAAACUUUUCGAGAGCACAGAUGCAGUCGCUACGAACAAGGGCGGAUUGA
Messenger RNA from Cordyceps fumosorosea ARSEF 2679, 396 nucleotides. RefSeq lists its product as hypothetical. The record is from RefSeq and is a predicted model, not a curated record. Bases 1 to 396 code for a protein of 131 amino acids. Lineage: Eukaryota; Fungi; Ascomycota; Sordariomycetes; Hypocreales; Cordycipitaceae. The transcript has 4 exons.